CGCGGCUCCGCACGGUAUUUAGCACAUGCGGAAAGUUGGAGCCGCCGUGCGAGCGCCUCGGAGGUGCCUGCGAUCCAGGAGCCGGCGCACUUGAGCCUCGCAGCGCGGGGAGGGAAGCGCGCAGCCCUCCCGCUGGUUGGGCCCGGCCGCGGCAGCCCAGCGGGGUCCUGCCAGUCCUUCCACUGACAACACCCCGCGAAGGAGGAGCCUCGCCGGGCCGCGCACAAGGCGUCAGGAGCUGCAAUUUCCAACUUAGCAUCUUGGCAGGACCCUUCGGAAAGCGAGAGCGAGGAGGAAGGGGGGGAAAAAAAAAAGCCGCCCCCCCCCCCCCUCUUUCCCAGUGCAAGGGGGAAGAGAGAGAGCGAGUGAGCUAAGGGGGGGCGAAAAAAGAGAGAGAGGGGGAGAGAAGAAGGAGGAAGCGGUGCCAGGCUGCAGGCGAGCGCGGAGCGGCAGCCCCGGUGCAGAGCAAGGUGCCGCCGCUGCCCAGCUGGCGAGGGCGAAGAGGCGAAGCCCCGGCCGCAGCGGCCCCAGCCCGGCAGCGCGGCGGCUCCCUCCUGCCCUGGGCUCGCGGGUAUAUGUGUGCGCCUGGCCAUGUCGUAUCCUCAGGGUUACUUGUACCAGCCGUCAGCGUCCUUGGCUCUCUACUCCUGCCCGGCAUACAGCACCAGCGUGAUCUCCGGACCCAGGACCGAUGAACUCGGGAGAUCUUCUUCGGGCUCCGCUUUUUCCCCUUAUGCCGGAUCUACCGCCUUUACCGCCCCUUCCCCCGGUUACAACUCCCACCUCCAGUACGGCACCGACCCGGCCGCCGCCGCCGCCGCCGCCUUCACUUCCUACGUGGGCUCGCCCUACGACCACGCUCCGGGCAUGGCCGGUUCCCUGGGCUACCACCCGUACGCGGCACCGCUCGGCUCCUACCCGUACGGGGACCCCGCGUACCGCAAGAACGCGACGCGGGACGCCACGGCCACCCUCAAGGCCUGGCUCAACGAGCACCGCAAAAACCCCUACCCCACCAAAGGCGAGAAGAUCAUGCUGGCCAUCAUCACCAAAAUGACCCUCACCCAGGUCUCCACCUGGUUUGCCAACGCGCGGCGGCGGCUCAAAAAGGAGAACAAAAUGACCUGGACGCCGCGGAACCGCAGCGAGGACGAGGAGGAAGAGGAGAACAUCGACCUGGAGAAAAACGACGAGGACGAGCCCCAGAAACUGGAGGAGAAGGGCGACUCCGGGACGCCGGAGGCAGGAGCGGCGGAUCCCAAGGCAGCGCCGGGCUGCGAGCGCCUCCAGGAGUCCCCCGGCCCCCGGGAGCCCGAGGGCGGCCUCAGCGACUCGGAUUGCAAGGAGCCGUCGGAGGAGCGGCUGGACGGGCCGGCCGCCCCCCCGAAGGCGCCGGGCUGCUCCCCGCCGGGGCCGUGCCGCGAGGAGCCGCCGCCGUUCCGCCCGCCGCUCGCCGACCCGCUGCCGCCCGCCUCCGUCAUCCACUCUCCGCAGCAGGCGGCCCUCGCCAAGCCCAAGCUCUGGUCGCUGGCCGAGAUCGCCACCUCGGCGGACAAGGCGAAGGACGCGGGCGGCGAGGCGGCGCCCCCCGGCCCGUCGCGCUCCCCGCCGCGCUCGCCGCCGGCGCAGGGCCCCUUCCCCAACGGGGCGGUCCUGCCGCGGCCGCUCUACUACACGGCGCCCUUCUACCCCGGGUACACGAACUACGGCUCCUUCGGGGCCCUGCACGGGCACCCCGCCGGCGGGCCCGCCGCCGCCCCCGGCGCCCACUUCAAUGGAUUAAACCAGACUGUCCUCAGCAGAGCCGAGAGCCUGGCUAAAGACACUAAAAUAAUCAGGAGCCAGUCCCAAGUAGACCUUUGCAAAGACUCACCUUACGAACUGAAGAAAGGUAUGUCCAACAUUUAAUAUCGGCUUCUCCUCCUCGUACCCCCCCUCCUCUUCCUCCUCCCGGGACUGUGGUUUUGUUCUUUUUUUUUUUUUUUUUUAAUUUAUUGAGAGAAAUAAUAAAUUGCUUUGGCAGUUAUUUUUCCACUACCAAAAGAAAAGAGGAAAAAAAAAAAAACCCACCAAACGUAAGCAAAACAAACAGAAAAAGACCAGCUGCCCCCUCCCUUCUCAGCACCCCCUCAAAAGUUUAUAGAGUCUAUUGGAAAUGGCUGGGUGGAAACCGCCCAGAAAUGUCUUAACCAAGUGAAAAGCAAACGAGUGACACUCUCUCUCUCUCACACACACACACAAAGAAGAAAGAUUUGUAUGAAAUCUUAUUCUGUAUAUUUAAUGUAGCUUUUUUGUAUUUAAAUUGAUAAUACAGUAUCUUUGAAGUAAAUUAUGAAAUCAAGACACCUGUACAGGCAUUAAUGUUGUUUUCGUAAUAUAAAUAUAUACAUUUCUGUGUCUUUUUCCGAAUUGUUUCAUAGUUUUAAAAUAUAUAUAUACAAGUUUAAUUUAAUU
This is a messenger RNA of Cuculus canorus (common cuckoo), 2454 nucleotides long. RefSeq names its product iroquois homeobox 5 (gene IRX5). Bases 592 to 1908 code for a protein of 438 amino acids. Gene Ontology annotation, cellular component: nucleus. Lineage: Eukaryota; Metazoa; Chordata; Aves; Cuculiformes; Cuculidae. The record is from RefSeq and is a predicted model, not a curated record. The transcript has 3 exons. Gene Ontology annotation, biological process: cell development; neuron differentiation; regulation of transcription by RNA polymerase II. Gene Ontology annotation, molecular function: DNA-binding transcription factor activity, RNA polymerase II-specific; RNA polymerase II cis-regulatory region sequence-specific DNA binding.